Molecule: messenger RNA, 2024 nt
Organism: Lotus japonicus
Lineage: Eukaryota; Viridiplantae; Streptophyta; Magnoliopsida; Fabales; Fabaceae
Product: APO protein 3, mitochondrial-like
Exons: 4
Coding region: 436-1644 (402 amino acids)
Molecular function (GO): RNA binding
Source: RefSeq, a predicted model, not a curated record
GUAUUCAAUAAAGUGGGGUGGGAAACCCAACAGGUGGGGUACCAAACCCAACUCCCCUCUCCCUCUCUCGCCGGCGCCGACUACUCCGCCGUGGGUUCUGCUUCUUCAGACCGACGACGGCCACCGAAUUCGAGUCACUUCCCCACUCACUCUUUAUUGCAGUCCAUUCUCUCACCUUUGUAUUCUCCACAUUCACACUGUCUUCUCUUCCUGUAGUUCGAGGACCUUCUGCUUGUGGUUGCCGUCGCCGUAUCGUUCGAUUCGCUUUCUUCUUUAUGGUCAAGAAGAUGUUUCUCCACACAACAAUCAGCAUCUCCAGAAAGGGUAGAGACUACUGUUCAGAACUUCAGAGCUGAAUUUGGAGAUCUGCAUGUGUGGUCACGCCGCUGUUCCCGCUCGCCCUCCACCUGCAUAUGUGCCUUUUCUACAUGAGAAAUGAUGCUGCCAAGACAUGUUCAAACUGUUCGCUAUAUGCUUGAGAGACUUAUUCCUGUGGCACAGCUUAGAGGUAUAAAUACACAUUUCUGUGUUUGGUACUCAACUGUGUCAGCUUGCAAUGAUCUUCCAAGAAACCUCAAAAUGUCUGAGAGGAAACCACUGGUGACAAGUUUUAAUGAACUAAAGCGCCAAGCUAGACGCAAGAGAAAGGAGAGACAAAAUGUGCAUGAGAUUCUUUUGCAACCUCCUGAAAAUGGCUUGUUGGUUAAGCAAUUAAUUCCUAUUGCUCAUCAAGUUUAUGCUGCCAGAUCUGAACUAUUGUCCAGUGUUUCAAGACUUGUCAAGCACAUUGCUAUUUAUACAUGCAACUUAUGUGGAGAUGUUCAUGUUGGUCAUCCACCACAUAAUAUUAGAACAUGUAAUGUUAGAGGAAGCCCAUCAAGCAAAGAACAUAGUUGGGUCAAAGGAGGUAUUGGCCAUGUACUGCCACUUGUAGAGUCAUUUCAUUUGUAUGAUAGAAUAGGGAGGGCCGUUUCACACAAUGAAAUGCUUGAAGUGGACCGAAUUCCAGCCAUUGUUGAAUUGUGUAUCCAGGCAGGUUUUGACAUACCUGAGUACCCUACCAGAAGAAGGGCCUUCCCUGUUUAUUGUGUUGCUGGUAGGAUAAUUGAUUUUGAGAAAAGAUUUCCAAAAGAAAUUUCACUUGGCAAAGAUAUAGAUGCAUGUGGGUUUUGGUGUAAGAAGAGAUUGAAUGAAGACACCAAUUCGUUAGCAAUGCAUGGUGAUGAUAUUCAAGCUAUUGCUGUCCGAGGCAUGAAAGCCUGGGAGAAAAUGUGCUCAGGAGCUUCAAAACUUAUGGACACAUAUGCUGUCCAAACAUGUGGAUAUUGUCCAGAGGUACAAGUAGGACCUAAAGGUCACAGAGUACGAAAUUGUCAAGCUUUCAAACACCAGAUGAGGGAUGGGCAGCAUGCAUGGCAGGAGGCUACAAUUAAUGAUUUGGUACCUCCUGUAUACGUCUACCACAUUGGAGAUCAGCAAUCCGGGAAGCCUUUGGUACAUGAACUUAAAAGGUACUAUGGUAUGCUGCCUGCGGUGGUUGAGCUAUUUGCACAGGCUGGGGCGACAGCUGAAAAGAAUUAUGCACAUUCAAUGAGGGAAGAUGUUGUCGUCCCUGAAAUGGACGAGGAAAAGUUGGUUGUUUAAAUCCAUUGGUUGAAUGACUUCCUAUAAAUGGAGGAACCAUUUAGAUAUGGAAGAGGCUAAAUAUUAAAAAUUAAGCUUUAAUUUCUUUCAAAUAGAAACAAGUUGUUUAUGCUGGGAAAGAAGAUGAAGGAUUUGUAAUUUGGUUAUUAGGAUAGUAAUAGGAUGUGAAUAAGAAAGAAAAUUGGAAUAAACAAUCUAGUGUUCUGUUGGCAACUUAAGGUGUUGUCUUGAUUAUAUGAAACACUUCUGUUUGACACGCACCGGAGACCAAUAAACUUGGAUUCCUUUGUUGAAAAAAAUGCAUUUGUGAAACUUAAUAUGAGAUACAAGGUUCAUGUAAAAUGAAAAUUUUAAGAAAGCUAGUCAUAGUUAAUGCAUUA